Nestor notabilis (Kea) is the source of this 1290-nucleotide messenger RNA. RefSeq names its product membrane cofactor protein-like. Lineage: Eukaryota; Metazoa; Chordata; Aves; Psittaciformes; Psittacidae. Gene Ontology annotation, biological process: negative regulation of complement activation, classical pathway. The record is from RefSeq and is a predicted model, not a curated record. Bases 1 to 1290 code for a protein of 429 amino acids. The transcript has 10 exons.
AUGUGUCAGCCUCCAGACAGGCUGCAGUACGCAGAGCUGGAGGAGAAUUUCAGCAUAAUGAAGAGUUUUCCUGUUGGAAGCACAGUGUCAUACAUCUGCCGGCCAGGAUAUAUGGGAAUUGCUGGAAAAUCAUUAAAUCGUACGUGUGGUGAAGACUUACAGUGGUCACCCAUAGAGCAGUUCUGUACAGAGAGAAAAUGUGAGCAUCCAGGAGAAUUGGAAGAUGGUUUCGUUAAUGUGACAGAUCUUACAUUUGGUUCAAAAGCUACUUUUUCUUGUAGGGCAGGAUUCAGAUUACAAGGAACUAGUGAAAUUACCUGUGUAAUUAAGAAUAAACGUGUUGACUGGAAUAGAGAUCUUCCCUUUUGUGAAAGAAUUCCUUGCAGACCUCCUCCAAGUAUAGCCAAUGGGCACCACACUGAAGCAGCCAACUAUGUUUAUCAAACAGCAGUAACCUACACAUGUGAUGAGGCACCGAAAGGCACGGAUCCCUUCUCGCUGAUAGGCUCAGCUACUAUUUUCUGCACAUAUGAUGCAGACUUAAAUGGUGUUUGGAGUGAAGCACCUCCACAAUGUAAAGUGGUCAAAUGUGAAAACCCAAAAGUUGAAAAUGGAAAAAAAACAAGUGGAUUUGGACCUUCCUAUAGCUAUAAGGACUCUGUCAUGUUUGAGUGUGAUCCAGGCUAUGUCAUGACUGGAUCAGAGGUAAUUACCUGUGAAGAAAAUAACACCUGGUCUCCUCCAAAACCAACUUGUAAGAAAAUUACUGAAGGUGUGUGUGGUGCCCCAGAGAUCACACAUGGAGUAGUGAUUCCAGCAAAAUCUGUGUAUGAAGGAGGAGAGUCUGUUCAGAUAAAGUGCAAUGCUCACUGUACUUUCCCUCAUGGCGCUGAAGAGAUGACAGUAACUUGCCAAGGACAGAAUACAUGGAGUUCUUUACAAGACUGUGCAUGUGGGUCUGUAAGUUCUGGUUUGACUCCACAUAUAAACUAUGGUAGAGUAAUUGAUGGACAAAAACCUUCAUACUCUGUGGGGGAUAUGAUUACGAUUGAAUGUUACGCAGGCUACACGUUACAUGGGGAAGCUCAAAUUCAGUAUAUUGGACAAAAUCGCUGGGUUCCUGCAGUGCCAACGUGCCAGUUAAGUGCCUAUAUUACAGCCAUCAUUUGUGUGAUUGUGGCAGUCGUGGUGUUCCUGGCAGCCUUCUGGGCCUAUAAGAAGUUCUUUGCACAAAAUGGGAAACGUGACAGCACUCCAUGUACUGCCGAAUAUAAGAUCUGUAAAGCAUGA